AUGGCUCCUCAGAAGAGGCGACCAGAAGAAGAGGUAAUUUUAUUUUUUUAUUUUUUUCGAGGGGAACAUUUUUUUGAUAUAUCGAAUUUUGCUGAAUUAACGGAUUUUUUCAAAGUUCGGCAAACUUAUAUCAGCCAUAAAUGGGAGAAAUCGUACAAAAACGUUCAGCUUAAGAUUUAUUUUCUGUUCUUGAUAAUUUUCAAGAUGGAAAUAGAUUAAAACCUCAAAAAUUAAACCAUUUUUGGAUUUAUUUAGUUGAUGAUUCAAUUACGAAAGAUCGAAUGAUAUUUGUGAUCUGAGUCUUCACAGAUCGUUUGAAAAAGCCUGAGAAUAUCAUAAAAACAGCCCCAGAUAAAGCUUUCUUUAAGGACACAAUGAAUACAGCAAAAAACACUUGCUGAUUUUACUCGCGUUAAGAGAAUUUACUCGGAUGUUUCUUGGACGUUCGAUCUCAAAAGUAUAGGAACAAGUACAGCAGCACUGUGAACAAUAACAUAAACAGUCAACAUGUGUUGAGCCAGAUCGCUUCACAAAGCAGCGAAAACAGUACAAAAAGAUUCGGCCGCUCUUUUGAAUCACAUGUGGCAGGAGUUGCAAAGGCUCCUUUGGCGCAAAAUCAUACAGUUUACACUGGUUGACCCCGUCUUUUGGGAGCUUCUUUUUUUGAAGCAAACAAUCCUCAAAAGCAAUUCGGCAACCAUAUGGAAAAGAUCAAAUCGCAACCUCAUGAAAAACCGCGCUAGAAUAUCUAACAAAGUUUUUUUUGUAAGAUCACAAAAAUUAAGGUAGAGGUUAUACCAGCGCAAAAAUUAAGCUUUUGAAAAAUACCGAGUAGUUAGAAAAAAAGAUGAAAAAGUUGGCUUCGUGAAUAGAGUUUUUGUUAAAAGAAUGACUAAAAAAAUGAAUAAUGAUCUUUAACCCUGAAUAAAAAUACGGAAGUUUCGUAAUAAAAACUUUAACUGUUUUUUUCAAUAAUUGAAAUUUGAACAAAAAAUUAUAAUUUUUUUUCUCUGCUUUGCCAUAACCGGAAUUAUGAGUUAUGACGUAAAAAAAUGGAGUGAAAAAUGAAUGAAAGUGAGUUUGGAAAAAAAAAAAAAAAUUAUCUCCUUGGGGCGCACUUUAACCACGUCAUUUUUUUCAUCGUGACUACUUAUUUUUUUAUAGCACAUUUUUUUACCAAGUUUAUGGAACAUUCAAAAAGAAAAAGUUAUAGUUAAAAAAAUAAAACUAGGGUGCAUUUUUUUGACAACCCCUGCAGAAAAAAGUCUUUGAGAGCGAAGACAAAAGAUACUUCAACAGGCUUUUUUGCUAUUUUAUACUUGUUUUCAAGGCUUCUAAACUAGUUGAAAAUUACAUGGAAACUUUUAUUAUUAGAGGCUUGAAAACCUUUUUUUUUCCAAACAGCGGUUGAUGAAUAAACGUAUUCAUUGGCAGUAGUUUUGAGAAAUUUUUUAUCUAGAUUCUCAAAAAUUUUUCAAGCUAAUCUAUAGUUUUUCAUAUUCCCUGACCUCUCUCGUCAGGUGCUUGGUUUAAUGAUAAUGGUUGUUAAGCUGUGAUAAGGAGUAAAAUGAUUUUUUUCUGCGAAAAAGAGCGUGUAGAGAAAAAGAAACUCCUAAUUUAUAUCGAAAUGUUUUUUUCAAGUUUUUUUCUGGUCUCCUAUGGAAAUUAUGAAAGUACACCAUCUCAAACUAACACUAAUAUGAAAAAAACCAAGUCUUUUUCGAAAAAAAUUUGAAAUUUUUUUAGUUUCUCGGAAAGUUCUUUUUGAAACUUUCAAAAUUAUCUUGAGAGCCGAAAAAAAGUUCGUACAAACAAGUUAUUGGCGCGGUUUUGUCGAGAAUUGACGUUGUUACAAAAAAACCAAAUCAUUUUUUUCACUCAUAAAAUUUUGUUUAAAUCAGGGUUUGAAAGUUAUCAAAAGGCGCAGCUUUCUAGUUAAAAAAAUACUUGCCUCAAAAAGUUUAUGUUCUCCGCAAAAAAAUGAUUUUUUUCAGAAAGGUUAUAUUUUUUUAGAGAGCUAGGAAGUUUUUGAAUAUUGAGGCUAGGCAAAAAAUUCAUAUUAAAUUUUCGAGCAAGUUUUCAGAUAAUCCCAGAUUGAAAUUUAGAACCGUAUCUCUAUUGAAAUGAUUUCGAUGAUUGAACUAUAGGUCGAAGAGAAUUCUCUCGAAGACGGUCCUGAAGAAGAAGAACCACCAACCGGACAAAGCGCUGAGUCUUCGAACCUGCUCGAACUUUUCUCGCUUUUUGCUUACCAAAGCCGUAAGGCUGCGGUCAAGUGUUCCGCCAAGAGUAUGUUUUUUUUCCAUGCUUGCUUCUUGAAACAAAUCGAAAAAUUAAUGAUAAUGGCUCUACAGCUUCGAUAUUAGUUUCAGCGAAAAUAACGCGAUACCGCGGCGGAACUGCGAUCUCGCAAACGUUUCGCUCUACAAUAUUGUUUGAAAAAUGUCCCGCAAAAAAAAUUUUUUUUAGAUGAAUCAGAAAUCUUGCCAAAUGUCCCAUUGCAAACUUUUUUUAUUUUCUAAACCACAAUGCUUCAGGCUUCAGAAUUAUCCUUCUGAAUAUUUCGACCAACUUUUAAUAAAACCGAAGCCCGAGUAUGAUUAGUCUUCUUGGAAUCGCACAAAAGUUUACCACAACCUAAAAAAUAUUUUCGAAUAAAAACCCAAUAGUUUUGUGAUGGAUCUCAUAACUUAUUCCAAAUCUUUCCAUCAUAAUUUGUAGAGAAAUAGUUGUCUUUAUUAUAGUCAUUUUUUUCCCUACUCGAAAGGCGAAGCUUAUAAAAAAGUUAGGACCAAAUUUCCGUUUCUUCGUAUUAAUUCUGACCAUAUUCUACAUACUUUCAGCUGAACUAAAUCUUUUUGAAAUCGUAAAAAACUGUCAAAAAAGCACAAAAAGUGAUGGCUCAACUUCGAGUUCCUUGCCCAAAAGCCGUAAUUUUUUCAAGGUUUCCCAUCUCGUCUUUCGGUUCGGGAAGAAUUGGUUAUAUCUGGCAAACCUGAUAUUAUAUUGUGAUCGGGAAAGCUGCAAAUUGAAUUUUUCUCAAAAAAAGCUUGUUAAAAAUAAUUUAUAGAAAAUAUUUCUUAAUUUAAAACCCUCAUAUGAUUUCAGAUGCGGCCUUAUUAAAGCAGGAAAAACUAUGAAGAAGGCGGCAAUGGAGGCGAUGAUGGGGCCUUUAGAAAGAAGAAGAAAAAAAUCUUCGAAUAAACCGCAAAAAACCGAAAAUGUUCGGAGAAAGCAGCAAAAAAAGUGGCGGUAAUAUUUUGUUUGUUGAAUCGAAUUCACUAGAUUUAUCAAUAAAAAAAUCUGAUAAUUUUCAGAGAGACGCAGAAGACAAGAAUCUGGAAGAGGACCAGCAAACUGAGAGCGUUGGUUUUUUUCUCGUAAAUUAUAGUUUUGGGUCAAUGUCAUGCUUGUUUCUAUUGAAAUAUUGCCGCAUAAACCGAAAAAAAGUCGUAUUUUUAUAAUUAUAAAAAAAUUUCAUCAUCUCGAAAAAAAUCGAGAAAUGAAAUUCUAUAAACCCUUUUAUAAAAACAAAAAAAUAACUAAAUAUUUUGGACCAAUAAAAGUUCGAAUAAUCCUUUCGGAAAUAAAUCAUGAUAUUUCAGGCUGAAAGUGAAUACCAGGAAGGCCAAACCGAGGAAGUCGCUGAAAAAAAGUUGGUCAAGUUUCAUAAUUGAAACUAUUAAACAUAUUUUUCACGAGUAAAAGCCGUUGUACUGUGGGAACUUUCAAAUGACCUUGGUCUUUCAAAAAAAUUAAGACUUUCCGAUGAUAAGAGGUCUAUUCAGAAAUAAAAAAGCCUUUGGGGCAUUCUCAAAUUCUUUUUUCAAGUUUAUCAAGUACGUUCUCAAAAAGCUUAUAGCGCCAAAAAAAACAAAUAACUUUUAUCAAACUUUAAUUCCGGUUAUUCUUGGCGUUUUUCUGAAGUUUUUAGGUGAGUUAUUGAAGGAAACUUUUCAAUAUUUAAUCACACCUACGCAAUAUCAUUUGGUUGAACUUCAAAAAAAUCUAAACUUAUUAUUGAAAAAAAGGAUAAAAAAAGUUCAUUGAUAUUGAUUGAUUGAAUAAUUUUACAAACGAUUCUAACUGAAUAAAAAAAUCGAAUUUUAGGACAAGGAAGAAAACCAAAGAGAAAAAAAGAGUCUUUCUCUUCGUCUCCAGAAAAGGAAGGACCAUCUAGUGUCACAGCUGAGCCGACCGUUUACCUGCGCCCCAAGAGGGCAGCAGCUCGAGACUGCUCAAAGAGAAGUAAGCUGUUUCAAGGCAUCUUUAAAACCCGGACUCUUCUAAAUUCGGAAGACCAACUCGAAUAACUUUAUUGCUUCGAGGGUUUGUCCGCUGACAUAAAAAACCAAGUUUGCAGAAAAAUGAUCUGGAAUAUACUCAGAUUGAUUUCAUGAUCCUUAGGUGAAUUUCGUGUUAGUCUUAGCUUUGAUAUUCUUUAGGCAUCCUGGAGCUGGAAUUUUAAAGACAGAGAAAAUCAAUUGAAACUUCUCAAAGAUACAGUUUGGAGCCCUUAUUUCUCAUAAGAGAAAACUUUAAAGAUCGACUCUCCCUAUGGACGCGAAACAGAGUUUUGAUCAAGUCGAAAAUAAGUUUCAUACAAAACGUAAGGUUUCCGUUCUUGGUAGCUUACCUAAUUUCUUUCAAGCAAUGUUUAUUUUUUUUCUGGUGUAGGCCAGCUGAGUCGCUUCAAAAUUCUUAAUUUUCAGAGAUAGAUUCUUAUAUUAUAUUCAUGAAAAAUCUUUCAAGCAUGCUAUUCUUAAAAAAAUUUCAUUAGAAGCGAAAAAAUUGCAUCCGGUCGAGGCACGGAAAGCUAUUUCUCCAAAUGGUGAGAAUGAUUCUUGAAAAAUUUUCAAAACAUUUCUCCCGAAUUCAAAUAGCUUGUACAAUUUCAGACAAGGACCUUUUCCAAAGUGAAGAAUGCGAGGAGGUUCGACUCAAAACUCAGGUAGUUCAGUGUAGGUACUUUUGGAUUUAUUUAAUGGUUUUUUUUGAGAAUCUCGCCCAAGCUUCAAAGCUAAAUAAUGGCCCAAAAGGACAAAACUUCGAAAAGACUGUUUUUUGCUCAAAGGUACCUUGUCGAUCCGAGAGUGUGAAGUUGUUUGCCUUGAUGCCGAACAAAACGCGUUAAAAAUCUCAUAAUUUUCAGGCAGUAGCUGAAAAGUCAGGCAGUAGCGGAGCCCAGAAAACCGUUAAUGUUUGUAUUAUCUUAUUCGCUCAAAAAUAAUGUUUUAUUCAAAGUUUUUUUAGCACGAAUCCAUAUCGCUUGAAAUUUUCAAAAAAAUCGUGAAAUCUCAUUAUCUGGUUUAUCUUGAAAAAAAGAAUAACGGAAUUUUUUUGUAUUUUCCGAUUCCUCGAAGUUAGAACCGUUCUAAAAAAACAUAUACCUUUCAAACUUUUGAGAACUCAUAGCUUCAAAAAUUGAAAAAAAUUAUUCUCAAAAUAUUCUAGAUCAAAACUUCUUUUUUUCCAGGAACAGAGCGAAAUCGAGAACUUGCCAACAACCGAAAAUCCAAAAAGCCCAGAACACGUUAGUCAAUUUUUUUUUCUUGGGGGCAUUAAACAUAUUUUCUGCAAUCAAAGUCUUUUUUUAUUUUUAUGAACCAAAAAAGUUUUGAAGCAGCGAGAUGAGAAAUCUCUUGUGGAUGGUUUUGGGUAUCCAAUAAAGGACUCCUUGAAACAAAACAAAAUUUUUUAAACAUCCAGAAAAAUAUAAAAAAAUUACCUUUUGGAUUAGCUUAACGGUUUUUAAAAGCUUCUUGCUUGAACAUCAAGUUUGAUGAUGUUUGGAACGCUUUGGGGGUUUGAGGGACACUUGAACAUUCAGACAAUGAUUUAAUUAUUAUAGUUGAUCCUGUUAUAUUUUUUCCAGGAAACGAGUCAGGCCACGCGGGAUGAGAUCUCCAUAAUAAGGCACGAAAGCACAAAAAAAUGACAGCGGUCCUGGAAAAACCUCUCAAGGUGUCUUUUCAGUGUAUUUGAACCAAACUCGAAAAAUUAAGCACUCGAAAGAAAAAUGGAUAUUUUUUUCAUCAAAAGAGCAAGAAAAAUUUGUAAGAAAAUCUUUAUCCUGCUCUCUUCAAAUACUAUGAUCUGAAAUAGAAAUAAUACAAUAUAUUUUUUUCAAAUUUGAGGUAAUCUUCAAGUCGAAAAAUUUUGGAGAUUUGGCGAGAUACGUGUCCCUACCAGAAGCGUACGACGCAGUAAGUUAUUUUUACAUUGAAAUAAUAAAUACUGCACCCAUUCAUAGAUUUGCUUGGUUGUUUUCAAAUUCACUGAGCGGCUUUUUGAGGAAUCUCGGUUUUUGUGGUUCUAUCUUCGGAAAUACUACACAAAAAGUCACAAAAAACAAUCAAUUCUUUAAAAAUUGUCUACAUUUUCAAACAAUAUAGAUUACAUACAAUUGUGAGAGAUAUAACUUUUUUUCUUUACGUUUUAGUAUAUAAAAUGCAACGAUUUUGUGGCUAACUGGGCGUGGCUUUGUCCUUUUAUGUUUGAACCCGUCUUGUAGGCACAAAAACUAUAAGAAAAUAAUUUGGUCAGAGUAAUCAACAGUGUAAUUUUUCAGCAAUCACUCGAAAAACAGACUCCUCCAGAGGUCGACAAAGCGAAAACUCCGUUAAAAGUGUGUUUUCAGUGUUUUACAAUUAAACUGGAGAGGGUUAUUAAGAGAAUCAACAUAUUUUUAUCAUAAGAACGAAAAGAUAUGGGGGGAAGUUUUUAUGGAAAUUCUUAAAAUGCUUGAAACAUUACUCAGACUCUUUUCUUAUUUAGAUCUUGAAAAAAUCGAAAAAAAAAAAACAAAAAAAAUGUGUUAUAGAUCACCUUCAAAGUCAAAGAACCCGAAGUUCCACAAGCACAAGAAGCAGUGAGUUGUUAUUGCAUUGAAAAAGGAGUACUCCACCUCAAAAUGGAUUUGAGUAGUAUUUUCCAAUCUUACUGAGCGAUUUUUGGAGAAGUCCGUUUUUGUAAUUCUGUCUUCGGAAAUACUUCACAAAAAGUCACAAAAACACAAUUUGAGCUUUGAAAAUAGAUCAGAUUUGUUAGGCAAUGUUGAUUACACAUUAUUGUGGAGAUCUCACUUUUUUCCUUUACGUUUUAGCGUAUAAAAUGGGGCAGGUUGUUUUGUGCGAAAAUAAAAAGGCCUCAUUUUUUUGUGAAGAAGUGGGCGUGGUUUUGCCCCUCUUUUACUUUUAACUCAAAACUGAUCAUGUAGGCAACUGAAACUAUUAGAAAUUAAAUUUGUUAUAAAAAUCAACUCUGUGAUUAUUUAGGAAACUCAUCAAUCGAACACAGAAAAAAUGGCUGAGGAAGCUCAAAAAAACGUUGACGAAGAAGGAGCGCAAAAGGUGUGUUCUUAGAGUUCUGCAGAUUACUUUGAAAAAAGGGCUCUCAAGAGAAAGAAAAUAUUUUUCAUGAAAAAAAACAAGGAAGGUUGGUGGGAGGUUUUAAAGGUAUUUCUUAAAACGAUUGAAAAUAUUUUCAAACUCUUCAGUUAUUCAGAUCUUAACAAAAUCGAAGAAAGAAAAAAAGUUUUUUAUAGGAGGUCUUCAAGUUGAAAAACUCGGAUGUUCCUCGAAUCAACAUCUGCAAACCGUCAGCCCCAGCGUCUAACACCGUGAGUUAAUAUCGCAAUAAGGACGGAAAUAAUCUUCAAAAAAAUUGAAACUACUAGAACUCGCAUAAUUGUUUCAAUACCAACUGAGCUGAUUCUCAGUAUUCGUUUAUUACGGUUGAAUAUCUCCCUUUCACUAGUCUUUGCGAACAAGUCACUCGGACUAUGAAAAAUAUUUUCAGGAAACGGCGACUGAAGAAACUAUUACCUUAAAAACAAAAAUCCAAUACAAAAUCGCCGCAACAUAUCACGGAACUCAAACAGUAAGUUUAUGAAUUUGAUAAAACCAAGUUAAUGGCUUUGAAGUGCUUAUUGAUGGCUCUGAACAUCACCGGAAAAUAAGAGAAAAUUUUUUCAGGAUUCGAACUACCUCAGAAUCACUAAAAAUUCCGUUUUUUUGUUGAAGCCUCUGAAAGGAAAAGAUUCGUGCUCGAGCCGAAAAGAUGCAACAGUGGACAGAGAUCUGAACGUGAGAUUGAUAAAAACUAAACCCGAAAUACAAAAAAAAUUUUCGAAAAAAGGUUCAUAAGAAUGAAAUGAGACCCUUCCUAGAGAUUUUAUUUAAUAUUGGAGAAAACUUCCUUCUUUGUUUUUAUCAUAUAGAAAACUGUUCACCAACACAUUUAUACACAGCGAUUCAAAAAAAAUGCUGUCGAAUGUCCUAUAGAGUCACACGAACUUUCAUUUUGAGUUCUCUAGCCAGUCGGGAAAAUUCGGAAUGGCGGCUCAUGUAACGCUCUAAAUGGUCUGGAACAAAGAAGAGUAAAAAACUAAAAUUCCGUUCUUCCAUGAGUUGGAAACGACUUGGCAACUAAAAAAAGAAGAAAUAUAGCAAGUCAAACUCAAAAAAAAUCGAUAAUGAUUGACUAAGAAACCUAGCAAAUAUUAUUUUUCUGCCCUUUAGCUGAUUAUUUGAGUAUUAAAAACCUGGAAAACUAUUGCAUUUUCAAGGUCUCUCCUGAUCAAGGCUCCCCUAUUGGAUCUGUUGCUGCUGGCUGUCCUGCAAACAGUUUUGGAGGGCCUGAAAUCAGCCAAAACCCGACAGUGAGUAAAAAAACUUUUAUUCAGCUCUUAAUAUAGGAUCCAAACGUUUUGGCCCUUGGAGCCGAGAUUUCAAAAAAUAUAUAGCAGGCCAAAUUUUUUUUAUUUGAGUUCCGCAACUAAUUUUUCGAUUAUCGAACCCCGUGAAAACGACUAAAUUUUUAAGGAAAAGGACCUUCCAGCCGCCCAGAUCGUAACUGAGAUUCUCAGCUCACCAGCGAACUUGGCGGAAAGUCAAAUUCCAACGGUGAGCAAAAGAAAACUUUUAUACAGUACUUCCUAUGAGUUUGAAACGUAUUCGCGACUGAACCCGAGAUAUAAACAGCAAGUCAAACUUUGAAACAAAUGACUCAAUAAUAAUUCAAUUGAGAAUUGUAGUGGGUCGUUGUUUUUUUUUGAGAGCGUCAAUCAAAUAUAUUUGGGUUUUAUUUAUUAAAGAAAACUGAAUUUUCAAGAUCGGUGCCGUUCAAGCUGCUUGCGAUGAAGUUCGUCGAGCAUCUGAAACUGCAAAUGAGCAGCGACUCCAUCAGAAGGAAGGAGUGAGUAAAGAAAUGUGAAAUGCCUAGUUUUUAUAUCGCAAACUUUCUGGCAGUAUGAACUUUAAAAAAAAUAUUGUGACCAGGUUGAAAAAGAUGAAUUAGUAGUUCUAUUUUUGACUAUAGUACACUGGAUCGCUUUACAGGAAUUUUUUUAUUACCGUAGAAAAAUGUUAAUUUUCAGUUGCCUGAAUUCGAAAAAGAUCUACCUUUUCAGUACUCAUACGAAAAAAAAAGCAGAAUCAAGAACCGAUUUUUGACCACACGCAAGAAAUCUUGCAAGCUGAAAAAUAAAAAUGGAUCGAGGACAUAAAAUAAUGAAAAUAAAGUUUUUUCCACAUCACACAAUCGACGGUAAAAUCGACGAUUUUUACUUCAAAAAAGCUUUUGCUCAUCCAAAAAUUGACCUGAUUCUGAUGGAAAGUUUUCAGAGAGAUAAGAGCCCGAUCAAUCGAAGAGUUUCUAUCUUGGACCCUCUCCGAAAACGAAAACUGAAGGAGGCUUCGGAAAAAAAAGAGAAAAGAACGAUGGAGUUGAAAAGAAAACAAAGUUUUAAUGAAUUCAUCGAAGAAGCCAAAAAACGCAAAACCGAGGAAACGAAAAAGAGAGGUAUGCUGGUUUUUUUUUUCAUUUUCUCAACGAGAAAACUAAUCAAUCUGAAAUUACAAGACUGAGAAGGUACAAAAUAUUUCGAGAAACUUACAAAACUUUCAACUCAGAACGAUGUUUUCAAAAACUGAUAUUAUACCUUUCAAAAAGCGCGGUUAGACUAUCAGAACUAUUUUCUUGCAUUUUCUAAAAGAACACUUUAAUCAAUUUUUUUUUUCUAUUAGGUGAUUUCAAAAUCGGGAAAAAUAUACGGUAAUAGAAAUAAUAGUGAUCAUAAAAAGAAUAGUUUGUGAAAAAAAUAUUUAUUUGGCACUACUCGAAAAAGGCCUGGACACUUGAAUGGAAAAAUGGAGUUAUUUGUUCCAUAGCAAAAAAAUGUUAAAAUGUACAUUUUUAAAAUUUAGGUCCUUUUUUUAUCGAUUCUCUUCUGGCUCCGAGAAGCGCGAAAGAAAAAGCUGGAAUUGUGGAUUUCGAAUCCACGGAAAAAGUCAGUUUUCAUGAGAAAAAAUUUCAAAGCUACAAAUUUAGGUUGAAAAUGAGAGUCUGACGAUGCCGGAAAAUGCCGAGGUAAGGCUAUUUUUUUUAACCAACAGUAACUCACCAGUUACCCAAAACAAAAUAAGAAAAAAAUUUCAAAAAUAGUGGAUGACUUACCGAUUGCUGAAUGACAACUUCUUUCGGAGCCUCUACAGCAAUCGCACGAAAACAGACUGCAACAUUUGUUAAAAUAUUUUUUUAAGUUGUCAAAUCUGUAGAGAUUUGGUAGCAUAGUUUUGGAUAAAUACAUCAAUAUUUAACAAAAAAUAUGUUUUUCGUUCCAGAUUCUCUUUGUUGCUCAGCAAGCAAAAGAAGUCGCCACGCCGCCAGAAACGGCUCCAGUCGAAACGACUGCGGAAGAACUCAUUGAAAAGGUGAACAUGAAACUUUUUCAUUAUUUUUACUUUUUUUCAGGCGCUCUUCGGGCCCAACAGCAACGGCGAAGCCUUGAUGAGUCAAAUAGCCACUGUGGAGGAGUUGCCGGAGCCUCAAAACGGAACAGUGCAGCCGAAAGAAAAGGUGAUUAAACUUUUUUCAUCUUUCGUGGUAUCCAAUUUUAUAUCGAGUAAUGUUCAUAGAUAACGUUUUUUGCUGAUAGUUAACUUUUUACUUUUCUCUCCCAGAUAUAUCAUAACAAUAUUGAGGAGCCAAAGGACAAACUUCUCGAAGAAUCUGUGGUCGCCCCUCAGCAAGAAAAACAGCCUGGAAAAAACAAGCGCAGAAAGGACGAUUCUGGUCCCGAAACGGCUGGUGAGUAAAAUUCGUAAAAAAAAAACAGUUUUAGAAUGAUAAUGAACGUUUUUUCAAGAUGUUUUGGUAAAAUUUUCAAUGGAGUUAAUUUUUUAGUCAUAAAUUUCAUGAUGAAAAAAUUUUUAAUGAGUUUCCAGUCGUUUUUUAUUAUUCAUCAGUAGAUUCUUGAAGUGAAAGCCUAAACAGUUAGACCGAUUCAAGGAGAUACUUUAAGACCUAAUUCCUGUCGAACAGAAAAAGUUAUUUUUCAGCUGUCCCGUUGAGAAAAAGUUCUCGGGAGAAGAGACAGACUCAGUUUUAUAAAAAUGAGAAUAUUUGCCUCCUCAAAGUGGAAAAAGACGCCAUCCGAUGGGUAUUUGAUUGUAAUUUACGUCAUUACGAGUUUGGAAACUUGCAGGGUGGCUUCAAUCCGUUCACAGGCAAGAAGGAGCCAGCCCCGAAAAGAAAAAGAACGACGAACCCAAAGCAUCCUUGA
This is a messenger RNA of Caenorhabditis auriculariae, 11566 nucleotides long. The record is from the annotation of a GenBank genome assembly. NCBI's taxonomy places the organism in Eukaryota, Metazoa, Nematoda, Chromadorea, Rhabditida, Rhabditidae.